UGCGCGGCGGCCAUGGCGCGGGUGCUGGUGGUGGGCGCGGGGCUGACGGGCGCGGCGGGCGCGGCGCUGCUGCGCGGGGCCCCGCGGGGACAAGUGGCCGUCUGGGACAAGGCGCGGGGCUCAGGGGGCCGCAUGAGCACGACCCGCACCGACCGCGGCAGCGCUGACCUGGGCGCGCAGUUCGUCACCUGCGAGCCGGAGCUGGCGGGGCCGCGGCUCAGCUUCUACGAGGAGCUUGUCACUCACGGCAUCCUGAAGCCACUGACCGCUCCCGUGGAAGGAAUGGUGGUGAGAGAAGGCUCCCGCAAUUACGUGGCACCCCAGGGCAUCUCCUCGGUUGUCAAGUACUAUUUGGAGCAGUCAGGUGCAGACGUGUCCUAUGAGCGGCACGUAACUCACAUCUCUCUGCGGGAUGGCAGGUGGGAAGUCUCCAGGAAAGCUGGGCCCCCGGAGCAGUUUGAUGUGGUAAUUCUCACCAUGCCUGUACCACAGAUUCUCCAGCUGCAAGGUGACAUUGUGAACAUAAUUAAUGAAAGUCAAAAGCAGCAACUGGAAUCUGUGAGCUACUCAUCCCGCUACGCCCUGGGACUGUUUUAUGAGGCUGGCACAGGGAUUGGUGUCCCCUGGGCUGCUCGGUACAUCGCCGAUAAUCCCUGCGUCCGCUUCAUCUCCAUCGAUAACGAGAAGCGCAAUAUAGAGUCUCCUGACAUUGGGCCCUCAGUCGUGGUGCACACCACUGUGACCUUCGGAAGGCAGCACCUGGACUCAGACCCUGCAGAGGUGCAGCAGAUCAUCCUCAGCCACCUGCAGAAGAUUGUGCCCUCCCUGCCUAAACCCAGCAGCAUCAAGUGCCAGAGAUGGAGAUACUCCCAGGUUACAAGAGCUGUGCCCAGUUGUCCAGGACAGAUGAUUCUUCACACUCAGCCUCUCCUGAUCUGUGGGGGUGAUGGCUUCACUCGUUCCAACUUUGAUGGCUGCAUAGAAUCUGCCAUGAGCCUUGCAGAGGCUGUGAAGCCUCAUUUACAGCAAUUUCAAACUCAGGCUGCUAAAAUUCCUCUAGAUUUGUUAUGAAUUUUGCUGUGAUGGAUCGAAUUUGAGUUUAACAUCGACAUCAUCUUGCAAAAAACAAAUAAAGGAAGAUGUAUCGGGGCACUGGAAUAAUUAUUGGGAUGGAAUUAAAUUGAAUUUGCCAGGAUCUGUGCUCAGAGCGGUUACUUUGGUUAAAAUAAGACUUUCCCUGGCUGUAGGCAGAGGCACAGAGCUCCAGCACUCUUGCCAGGUCUCCUGAUACUUUUACAGCCCAUGAAAAUUAUGUCAAGGAGAGGAGCCUGACUUGAAGCAGCACAAAAAUCCAUGAAGCUGCAGGGCUUAUUCCUUGGAAAUGCUUUAUUUUCUCCUUGUCCUAGUGAUAGG
Molecule: messenger RNA, 1413 nt
Organism: Onychostruthus taczanowskii (white-rumped snowfinch)
Lineage: Eukaryota; Metazoa; Chordata; Aves; Passeriformes; Passeridae
Gene: RNLS
Product: renalase, FAD dependent amine oxidase
Exons: 7
Coding region: 13-1071 (352 amino acids)
Cellular component (GO): extracellular region
Molecular function (GO): oxidoreductase activity, acting on NAD(P)H
Source: RefSeq, a predicted model, not a curated record